This is a messenger RNA of Penicillium malachiteum, 1140 nucleotides long. RefSeq lists its product as uncharacterized. Bases 1 to 1140 code for a protein of 379 amino acids. NCBI's taxonomy places the organism in Eukaryota, Fungi, Ascomycota, Eurotiomycetes, Eurotiales, Aspergillaceae. The record is from RefSeq and is a predicted model, not a curated record. The transcript is spliced from 2 exons. Gene Ontology annotation, molecular function: protein binding.
AUGGCGCGCCGCCGUGGUCAAGUGGGUCUAGUCAGGACGGACGGGGCCUGGGCGCAAUUUAAGACGCCUCGCCAGGCCCUUGGUGCUUCGAUUUUCAUGACUCUUGCUGGCGCCUCCUUCCUCCUUCUCUGUAGAAUCAGUCUUGGACAGAGCACUCUGAUCGAUGGUGAAACGGAAAUCGCAAUUGCUGGCUGUCUCUUCAAUCAACUAAAUUGUACACCAUGCAUUCAAGGAUCUAUUUUUCAGUUCGGGCACGAUUAUGAUGGCGCCACACAAAUGCAUAAACCAUCUGGGCCACUGGCCUUGGACUUCAACUCACAUUUCUUCGCUGACUCUGGGAAGGUCCUACAUGUGGAGUCGCUAGAAAGCGCCUCAUCUACCUUCACAAACAGCUCUGGACAAAAAAAACAGACCAAGGGCAACAAUACCUCUAGCAAAGAAUAUAAGCGGUCUUCUAAUGCAAUUUCAAGGGAAAGAGAAGUCUGCUUUAGCUUGCAGCAGGGCAAAAAUCACCAGUUUUGUACCGGGCUGGGAAGAACGACCUCAUAUCUCGGUGGUGGACUCUCUGCCGAGCUGAUGCUCGAAAUAAUAUCCAGCUUACCUUUCAAUGAAUCAUUGAAAUUGCGACUCGUUUGUCGGAGGCUUGCUUUACUUUGCUCUGUCAAGCACCUCCCGCAGUCAUACUGCCGGAGUCGAUUUUGCCUCGGUCAAGAGGCAGACUUUCUUUUCCCAGACUUCUUAAACUCAAGCCUCUCCAGGGACCGGAACUGGACGGCAAUCUUCUUUAGAGUAGUUCACACUCUACGUGAUGGGGAUCGUUCUAUGAUGAAUCGAAAGAGAAUUCGUGGUCUGCUGGAACCGAUCGCAGUCCUCUGGGACUGUGCGGCUUCCUUUGGGACUGGGCCUUAUGGCUCUGCAGUAUCGCCAGAGCCAGAUGAAGCACGACCAGACGAAGAACGCUUGUUUCGUUUUAUGGAUGACCGUACUGCAAAAAUGGACUGCCUAUCUCUGAAGGUUAUUGCUCGAUUCUCGGGACAAAUGCAAACCUGCACUAAAGGUCCCCUGCGGGAAGGUUGUCGUGAAUUUCAUUACCGGACACAGUCACUAGCUUCUCUCCCCCAGGAUUCAUCUUGGAAAUAA